UGUCUGGCACAGCACGUCGCGGGAUGGUUCCGAGCGCGCGUAUACAUGACCGGAGCGAGUCAGAGAAAAGGCGACGCCAGAAACUCGUUUGGACCCCACCACGUCGAAUGUGCACAAUGUCCUCUGGAGCUCCCUGGACGUCGCCACAUUAGCCUCUUGACAGCUGCAAUUAUCCGUGAACACCCUCAGAGGCAUUGCUGAAAUUGCAUCGUUUCCCUUUCCAAUAACGUGAGAGUCCAGAGGGGACGUAGAUAAAACUGUAGAGAAUAGGAUGGAGAAGAGGCAGUUCCCAUACAAGGAAGGGGGAGGGGUGUACGUGACGCGAGACGGCAAUGAAACCCUACUGCCAUACGACAGCAGUUGCAGGGAAACUGGACAGGCUUACGUUCAAGGUACGGUAAAGUACGUUCGCGCUAUUAAAAAUAAACACCAUGCAAAUUUGUCAGGCGGAUAACUUAUGCAGGCAGCGCAGAAGCAGCGCAACAUUAAAGCGCAGCCUAUGGUUUAGGCGACACUACAGAAGCUGUCGUGCGUGAAAUCGACACUUUUGCGUCCGCCGCGGUAGCUUCGCGGCUAUGCCAUUGCUCGAGAUCGCGGGUUUGAUCCUGACCGCGGCAGGAGCAUUUCAGCGGGGCGAAAUAACAAAACGCUGGUGCAUUUACAUUUAGGGACACCUUAAAUAACACUACGGAGUCAUAAUUGAUCCGGAGUCUGAAACUACAGCAUCCUUCAUAACCCGAUUGUGGUUUCGCACGCACAGCCACAUAAUGCAAUUAAAAAUUAGUGCUUAUGCCACGAUGCUAUGUGCCCUGUAAGGAAAAGACAACGCUCAACCCUCUCAGUGAUUAUUCAGUAUGGCGCGGACCAACGCCUCAGGCUAACACCUCUCCCUUUAUGUUUUGUGUACGACGCAGACAAACAGCAGUGGUGCACGGAAAAUAAUGUUUAACGUCCGCUCUCCAGUCUUGUGUUGACCCAAAUGCUGAAUAAGCUAAACAUUCACCGUCAACAUCGCCACUAAUUACCGCCAAUCAAAGCAAACAGCACAGAAAGCUUCGCUUACAUCGAUUUCUCACAGUGCGUGGGAUCCGCAUAUUUUUUCUCCGUAUUUUCGCUGCAGCGCACACAUCGCUCAUCUUGUUGCGAGUAUAUGCUGCCGUAUGUCUUUCUCCUUAAGCAACUAGCUCGAACGUCAGACAACAACGCACUGCCCUUUGUGUGGUCGUAGAGAUUUUUCCUUGGAAUUUCUUUAUUGCCAUUCUUGUAAAUAUCCAUGGUGUUUCUUGUUUCCCUUGUUUGCAUCCAUAUAACUGUCCCUUUUUCUCACUUCAUUUUUGAUGAAUCCUGGUAGUCUGUUUACAGUUGCAGUUACCUGUACCUCGUCGCUAACUUACCUGUUUCUUCCUUCGGUGUGAACGCUUUUCAGGUACAGCUGCUUGUGCACUUUAGCCGCCCAUUUAUUUUGAUCCAUGUUCCUCACUCUUUCUUCAAAACUAAUUUUGCUCUGCGCUCCACAUAACCCUGCACGGCCUCGUUUGUGGUAACCCGCCUACUGGUGUUUGGUUAACUUCCAAGCCCCAAAGGGAUGUCACUUUAGGCACAGAAUGGCAUUUGCGAGCGUUACAGCCAGCACCAUUGCUUCUUUCCAGAUUCCACGCACCACCUCAUAGUUACUGUGGUCCCAAAAUGCUCUAUGUUUUAUUAUUGCUGCAUUCCGCUUUUCCUUUAUUUUCCGAUUUUCUUGGUGGUUACUUGAGUUACCCCCGUAUUCAGAAAUGCGCCUUGACUCGAACUUGACUUGCGGCCGCCUCAAGUCGGCGCCAACGCGCAUCAUAAACCUCCCUUGACUUGAAGCGCCUCCUCGCGGCGGACUUCACUUGAUCAAGUACGCGAAAACUUCAAGACAGGGCCAGCGCUACCUUGAAGUGGGCUUGACAGGUUGAGGAGCCAUGGCGGCUUAUAGGAGCGACGUUGCCAGAAGAAUCAGCGCGUACGAAUUUGCGUGUAGAGCAUGUGAUGUCGUCUUCGGUGAUGCAUUUUACAUGCAAACUGUGCCACGGCCAUGGAUGCGCGACAGAUUGAACCCGAUGGAGCUGUACGACGACGAGGAGUUUCUCACGCGCUAUCGCUUCACGAAGCAAACAGUUCGUGAGCUGCUCGCCUUUGUGCCACUUGAAGCGAGCGGCGACAACCGAGGAUUGCCGCUGACACCCAUGCAGCAGCUGCUUGUGGCACUGAGAUUUUACGGCACCGGAACCUUUCAAAUUGUGAGCGGAGACUUGGUCAAUGUGUCCCAGCCCACGGUGUGCCGCACGGUGAAACGAGUGACGCGCCUUCUUGCAAGGCACCUGUUCCGAGCAGUCGUCCGCUUCCCGGAUGCCUCACAGCUGUCAGGUGUGAUGCGAGAUUUCUACGAGAUCGCCCACUUCCCCGGGGUGACGGGCUGCAUCGACGGCACACAUGUACGCAUAAAGAGUCCCGGAGGCGAUGACGCAGAAGUUUACCGCAACCGCAAAGGAGUGUUUUCUAUUAACGUUCAGGCGGUUGCCGGACCAAUGCUGCAAUUCUUCAACGUUGUAGCGAGCUGGCCGGGGUCUGCCCAUGGCAGUCGCAUAUUUGACAAUUCUAGAGUACGAGUUAUGUACGAACAGCACCGUGUGCCUAGUCUGCUGCUUGGAGACAUGGGCUAUGCCUGCUCUCCUUUCUUGAUGACCCCCCUUGCUGAGCCAGGUCCAGUCAACUCACCAGAAGGCAGGUACAACAAGGCGCACAUCAAGACCCGCAACUCCAUAGAAAGGGCCUUUGGAGUGUGGAAAAGGCGCUUUCCAUGUUUGGACAUGAAGCUGCAGCACAAGCCUCGUAAUGCAGCUCGCAUAAUAACUGCUUGCGCUGCCCUGCACAACGUGGCCCUCCUACGAAGAGAACCCGAGCCACUCGGUCUCCAUGUUCCCACCAGCCGAUGCAGACGUACAGGAAGAAAUACUUGCCAAGAGCACCUGCCAGCUGUUAAUGGUGUGGGGGACAAUCUACCUGGCAUGCGUGCACGGCAACUUCUUAUCCAGAGAAGUUUCUCUUAAGAUUGUUGUUUCAAAGAUUGUUGUUUGAAAUCCACCUCGUGUUUCUGAAUAAUAGGGGUGUGUGAACAGUGAAUUUUGAGACUGAAUCGAAUGGAAAUCUAGCAGAAUCAAAUCGAAUGGCUUUGGAAUAAUGAAGAGGCAUUAGCAGCAUUAAUAUAAAACAAUGCUCACAUCCUAGUAUAGUCGGAAAGGUUCUGUCAUUACAUAGCACAUUAUGAAGUGUUUAUUAAAAGCACAAAGAGCAUCAGGAGCAGACCAGUAGUUUCUUUGUAUGCGCAGAACUCUUUAGAGUGUGCAAAUGGUCACUGUAUAGCCUGUAAUGUAUGGCUACCGAAGCAACGUAGCCUGUUCCACUACGAGAGUUCUCAUGUUUUAUGUCUAUACUAUGCCCGAGGGGUAAAAACUUACCGUGCUUUUGCUCCAAUUUUGUUUAAUUAGGCGCAGUUGAUGUUUUGAAAUAUUCAAAAAGUUUUGAAUAUUCACACACCCCUACUGAAUAGUUGGGUAAUGGGUUUAGGGUUCUUUUAUGUGUCGUGUGGCGUCUGUAUGGCACUACAGACAGACGAAAUGUAAAAAGACCAUGUGUGUUAAAAACUCAGUUACUGAUUAGACACUCAGCC
This is a messenger RNA of Dermacentor andersoni, 3697 nucleotides long. Lineage: Eukaryota; Metazoa; Arthropoda; Arachnida; Ixodida; Ixodidae. The record is from RefSeq and is a predicted model, not a curated record.